AUGCUAGUGCAGUCUGAAUCAUCCGAAGAACUCCACUUGCCUGAGCUGAGAUUCUUUGACUUCCUCGCCGAGAGCUCUGCAUGCGACUCAUCGGCCAUCAUCGGCGACAUGGCGACUCCAUCCGCCAUUGAAAUCGGUAAUUUGACAGGAAAAUGGAUCAUUGAUAAACGCCAUUCGACGGAUCCAGAGGCCGGGUUGAAGAUGGGAACUCCCAAUGACCAAAAUGAGAAAAUGCCUGGGGUUGGCCUUCAUCUAGAGAUCCUGCAAGUUCCCACCGGCGGUCUGGCACAAAUUCCUGAGAGCCGAAUUCUGGACGACAAUCAAUCCACUUUACUGAAGGAUUUCCUCUUUGGCACAAGGCGAUCGGAUAAUCAGCUGAUUCGAGGCACUGAAGGCCCCCACAGCCGGUUAGUUCCCAAUCUCACACUGAAGACGCCGAUCCAAAAUAUCGAGACUGGACAACAUGUCAGAGGAGAGAUAAACCAAAAUGGAGCCGAUGGCGGCGGCUUCAUCAUCGAGGGGAUUGGACUGUGGAUCCAUAGCUUUGACGAGCGGCAAGACGGUGCAUGA
Penicillium daleae is the source of this 570-nucleotide messenger RNA. RefSeq lists its product as uncharacterized. NCBI's taxonomy places the organism in Eukaryota, Fungi, Ascomycota, Eurotiomycetes, Eurotiales, Aspergillaceae. The record is from RefSeq and is a predicted model, not a curated record. Bases 1 to 570 code for a protein of 189 amino acids. The transcript has 4 exons.